GGUCAUGGAUGAAAGUUCGAAACGAAGUGCGCGCGCUGUCAUCUCGCACGUUUUAUUUUUUCGUCGUUGGUGUGAUGUUCUCUGGUGCGAGGAUUUCUGCACCUCACGUGUUGAGCGUUCCAGAGUGUGUGGAUAAAAAUAGUGUUUUCAUAGUUGGAGAAGGCGAGCUCGACGUCCAGAUUUAGAUAUUUUGGAAGAGAACUCAUGCUAAAUAUAAACGUGAUGUAGAUCGUCGUCGUCGUGCGAUUGGAACGAACAUUCAGUGGAGCGCGAACUACUGCGCUUUGUGUUCGUAUCAAGUGUUGUGAAAAUGGGUGAUAUAUCAGAGCCAAUAAAGAAAUGCAUUCUCAUACUAAAGUCUGCGAAAAGCGACACCGAAAAGUUCGCUGCGUUGUUUAUGGUUACGAAACUGGUAAAGAGCAAGGAUUGUAACUCGCAGGCGAAAAAGGCUCUGUUCGAAGCCAUCGGAUUCAAGUUUUUGAAGAAGCUGUUAACCAAUACCGACGUCCAAGAUGACUGCCCGCCGUCUGUGUACAAGUCAGUGGCGCUCUCCAUACUCACAAACUUUUGCAAUGACCCCGAACUGGCCACCCAUCCUGAGAUGCUUGUCAAUAUCCCAGUCUUUCUUGACAUAGUACAAGCAUCGGACAAUGAUGAUUAUGAUGACAACCUAAUUAUCAUCAGUGAAGCAUUUACAUGUCUGCAAUGUAUUGCAGAACAUGAAGCAGGCCAAAAGGCACUUAUAGAAGUGGGUGCAAUAACAAAAAUGUCAGAAAUUUAUUCACAUCAAAGCUUCCAAACAGAUGAAGCUCUUAAUAUUCUUGUAAAACUUGUGAGCAGAUAUGGCCCUGUUGCUUGGGGAAAUGACCCAAAACCUUUCCAUGCAUUGGUGAAUAAAAUAGCUUUGGAUUUUGCUACUGAUCAGUCGGAAAGAAAAUUUGAAUUAGCAUCCAUCCUCAGUGCACUUUUGUACAGCUGUAACAAAGCAACGGUUGUGCCAAGUUCAUCUGAUGAGACUUGGCCUCAGAGUAUUUAUAAGGCUCUUCAUGAUAUUCUCACUAGCAAAAUUGGGAAGAACCAAAGAGACCCAGCACUUAAACUUGCUGCCAAUAUUGUUGAUUUACUUGGCAUUGAGUGGACUUUAAAUGAUGAAGAAAAUCCAAAGAAGUUUUUCCUUUUGCUCCUUCAACUAUGUGCCAUUGAAGUCAGGAUGCAACUUGAAGAUAGGAGUUUUAAGCAGGCAUUUGCUAAUGCAGAUUUAGUUACAGCUUGUUUCAUUGUGUUGGAGCUGUCUAUAAAUUACAUGGCUACUGACCAGUUAGAUCUUGAGCAGAAAGAAAAGCAAUCAGUGUACACUAGCCUUAAGGGUGCUUUCAAUGCUGUUGUUUCUUUAUUGACAAAAGUAUCAAAUGAUAAGAACAGGGACAAAUUGCCUGAUGCUGAAAAGGUGUUUGUUUGUGCUAUGGUUCGAGUAUUAGUAGCAUGGAUUGCCCAAGAAACAACCGCCAUGAGGGAGCAGAUAUAUGCUCUACUUCCGUUUGUAUUCUCUCUUGCAAAUGAUUCCUUCCAUGCGCACCGGGCAAGGAAAUUAGCAGAAAAGAAUAAAUCUGAUGGUGAACCUAUGGAUGUGGAGACAACAUUGAUGGGACAAAUUGAUUUGUUGAGACUAAUGUUACCUGCCUUGUGUCAUCUGGUGGUUGAAGACAAGGCAAGAGAUAUAGUUCUGAACUUAAAAGAAGAAGACAUACUUUAUGAGGCUAUUAAUUUCCAUUGGUCAAUUGUGCAUUAUAAAAAGCCUCCCAUACCUAAGUCUGAAAGGUUAAAGGUCAGAACCCAACCAGAACCUGAAUUAGAUCCUCAAGUAUUAGAAGACAUGAAGGAUUCAAGAGCAGCAUUAGUCAGUCUUUGUAAUAUUUUUAUGAAUCUGACUGUCCUCGCACCCAAAGUAGUUGAAAACAGUUUAUUGUUCAAUACCCUAUUGAAGUUCAUAUUCAAUAAUUUGCCAGAAUUAAAGGAUAUUCCUGAUAACCUUGUACUCCAUGGUCACUUAGCUGUACUUGGCCUACUUCUGUUGAAACAGCAAGCUACCAAAGUAAAAAAAAAUGACUUUUCAAUAUGCAGGUAUAUCCAGUCCACAAUUAGGUUCCUUUGGGAUGCUUAUAAUGUAGAUGAAUCGAAUGAUCCCACAGCAUUAGUUGUUUCCAUGACUUAUAAGGAACAUUGGAAUGAAAUUGCUGAUUUGUGGUUUUUGGGUAUGCAAACCAUGAGUGGAGUUUUAGCCAUAGUGCCAUGGAUAUCUGAGUUUGCAAUAGAGAGUGGCUGGGCGCAAGGAAUUGCUGAGAUGCUUACUAAAGUAAAAGUUGGGACUCUUCCUCCCAAUGUAAAGUCAGCCUUUGAAGACUUCCUCUGUAGAUUAGUAGACUCGAAUGAAGCUGUAAUACCAGUGCUGAAGAAGGGUGGAGCACUGAAAAUGUGUCGAAACCACAGAUUGAUGGAUUUAGGAAAGAAACUGUUUGGAGAUUAAGUGAAGAUUUUUUGUUAUUGAUUUUACUUCUAGUGUCUAAUUGUUUUACAUUUUUGUAUUAAAAUGUGUACUUAAUUUUAAAAGCUGUUAACUUUCUUUUCUCUUGGUGAAUAACACUUCCCCUCUUGUUACACUACAUUUAUAUAAAUACAUGAUUUGCAAUGCAUUACACUGUUCUAACUAAUAAAAAUAAAUAGGUAUUUAUUUAAUAAAGCGGUUUUGAGUUUUAACCUA
Plodia interpunctella (Indianmeal moth) is the source of this 2758-nucleotide messenger RNA. RefSeq names its product neurochondrin (gene Neurochondrin). Lineage: Eukaryota; Metazoa; Arthropoda; Insecta; Lepidoptera; Pyralidae. Gene Ontology annotation, cellular component: dendrite. The transcript has a single exon. The record is from RefSeq and is a predicted model, not a curated record. The coding region runs from base 311 to 2524 and encodes 737 amino acids. Gene Ontology annotation, biological process: neuron projection development; regulation of neuronal synaptic plasticity.